Procambarus clarkii (red swamp crayfish) is the source of this 588-nucleotide messenger RNA. The record is from RefSeq and is a predicted model, not a curated record. Lineage: Eukaryota; Metazoa; Arthropoda; Malacostraca; Decapoda; Cambaridae.
AUGUACACCUCCACAAAACGACGUCGACAAGAAUGUACACCUCCACAAAACGACGUCGACAAGAAUGUACACCUCCACAAAACGACGUCGACAAGAAUGUACACCUCCACAAAACGACGUCGACAAGAAUGUACACCUCCACAAAACGACGUCGACAAGAAUGUACACCUCCACAAAACGACGUCGACAAGAAUGUACACCUCCACAAAACGACGUCGACAAGAAUGUACACCUCCACAAAACGACGUCGACAAGAAUGUACACCUCCACAAAACGACGUCGACAAGAAUGUACACCUCCACAAAACGACGUCGACAAGAAUGUACACCUCCACAAAACGACGUCGACAAGAAUGUACACCUCCACAAAACGACGUCGACAAGAAUGUACACCUCCACAAAACGACGUCGACAAGAAUGUACACCUCCACAAAACGACGUCGACAAGAAUGUACACCUCCACAAAAACGACGUCGACAAGAAUGUACACCUCCACAAAACGACGUCGACAAGAAUGUACACCUCCACAAAACGACGUCGACAAGAAUGUACACCUCCACAAAAUGACGUCGAUUCACUGACGACCUGA